GAUUUCGGGAACACCAUGGGCGCAGAGGCGUCUGUGAUACAGAAGGACUUCGAUCGGAUAGCUGGGGAGGAGGCUGUGGACUUUGACGACGAGAUCUGGGGGAGAAUUUGUGAUGGAGAGAUUGAGAUGCCGCGCAAGAAUGUGAAAGACUGGCUGGAGCGAACAGCAGCGUCAUGGACGAUGCGGCAGUUCUCGGAGAACAGGAAUUCAGGGAACUACUGGCAGCUUCUUCGCCACCUGAUACACAUGCUAGCUCUCUGCACAAGCGGGAAUCAUAAGAUGGUGAGCGAGAAGGACGUGCAACGAGCAUUGAACCUCGUCGUCAUGGUCCGUUACACGAUCAAGACCCACGUCCAGGAGCUGACGCCCGAGAGUCUCCUGGAGCUCUACGGCAGCCAUGUCCCGGCAUGGCACAAAGAGACGAGCAGGACGGAGUCGCUGCUGCAGGCGUUCUGUGAUGCCGUUGCCCUCCUUCUCAUGUCGCAAGUGCGGGAGGCGCACACCUACUACACCUACUCCCUCCACUUCGAGUGUGCUGGGCUGCUGCUGGAGAUGUCGGCCACGCAGAUGACGCAGGCGCUGGGGGCUCCUUGCAAUCCGUUCCUGGACCAUUUGAUGUCGAGACGCGAAUAUGCCCGUCCGUUCAUGUUUGCGAUGUUCAAGACAUGGAUAGAACAACAAGCAGCUCCUGUUGCUCCUGCAAUCAAGCCAUACAACCUCUUCGGUUCCGUCUCCCUCUCCUCCACUUCAAAGCAUCCUCCCUGGCAGAUCCCGCUUCUGUUAGCAGACUCUCGACAACCGCCGUUGAGCCAACUCUCCGAGAAGUGCUCUUUGCUCAUCCUCAUCUUCGUGAACUUCUCCCAUCCCACGCUGGAAAAUCCGUUCAGAGCGGAACUGCAGCAGAUGCAUGACAGCGACCCGGAACUAGUGGAGGAGGGGAGGGGGGAGAGCUCGCAUGUGAUGCUGCUGAGCCAUGAUGAUCAGUGCGUGCAUGUUCCUUUCAGCAAGCUGCACGACGCCUUUGCAAAAACUCUGGUCGACGAUCGUACGGUUUUGCUAUUCUACUACACGAUUUAUCACAAUCAUCGCUUCUUGAAUUAUGUUCUUGCCAAGUCAGAGCCCCAGCGAGUCACGAGGAUCGAGAAGCGUCUUGACACCGAUGGCUGCGACAGGCUGUCAUUGUACCCCUGCUCAAACUUGCGUACGAGGCAAGAAACAAAACCCCCGAAUUGCAAUUACAUGUUGCUCGUCAUAUUCCUCAUCUUAAGCAAUGACGCGAUCUACUCGUCCAACAUUCAUUCACCCGACUGCAUGAUGGUUUGA
Molecule: messenger RNA, 1323 nt
Organism: Guillardia theta CCMP2712
Lineage: Eukaryota; Cryptophyceae; Pyrenomonadales; Geminigeraceae
Exons: 21
Coding region: 16-1323 (435 amino acids)
Biological process (GO): Golgi organization
Cellular component (GO): Golgi apparatus
Source: RefSeq, a predicted model, not a curated record